AUGCUCUACAUCCGAGCCUGUGAACAAGAUGACCUGCUGGGCAUGAUUUCCCUUGCUAUUACUGACUCUCAGAUCACGGCCUCCUCGGUUCUGAAUAAUGCCUGGUCCAAGGACUGUCUGCCGGCUAAUGGACGACUGUACAUGCCCAAUGGUCUGGCGUGGUGUCCUAAAUACAAAUCUUCCACAGAGUGGCUCCAGGUGGACCUUGGAAUCCGUGCAACGGUACUCAUAAAAUACUAUGAAUUAUUUUUUUCCCAUUUGCUUGGAUAG
Molecule: messenger RNA, 270 nt
Organism: Dibothriocephalus latus
Lineage: Eukaryota; Metazoa; Platyhelminthes; Cestoda; Diphyllobothriidea; Diphyllobothriidae
Source: the annotation of a GenBank genome assembly